UGUGGUCAGUGCUCCUGCCUGGAGGAAGUGGUUUUGUUUACGGCGGGCCACCGGAGACGCCGAAGCGGCCUUGCGUGCAAAGGGGCGUCUCCCCUCCACUCCUCUUCGAGCCUUUUUUUAUACCUCCAGCUCCUGACUGCCUUUAGCAAUGGAUGUCCUAAUGCAGGGAAGCAUCUUCGAGCAGCGAACGAGCGAGUUCUCGAAAACGAUAGGGCGGCGGAUACAAGUGUUCAGCUCUGGGGGCGGGAUGUUCUCGUCACACAACAAGCUCCAUAUGGCUGAGAACAUCAUGAAGGACGUGAAAAAGUAUGCCGACAUGGACAUCGAUGAACUUCUAUCCAAGCUGUCUCCGGAAGAACUGGAGCAACUUGGCAACAUGGUGGACCCAGAUGACUCUCUAAUACCACCAUCGGAACGAUGUCGGACACAAACCAAGAAGAAGCCGACGGGUCCCCUGAACCGGCGCCACCUGCUGCAGUUCCUCGAAAAGUUUGCACGGGAGCAGGAAGACUGGCCCGAAGCUAAGCCAUUCCAGGCGGGAUCAAAGCGAGGAAAGGUCUUUGUUCCCCGUGUCCAGCCAAAGCCCAAACAAGAUGACGAUGUGGAAGUUGAGCUGGACAUCGGUGAAGACUAUGAGAAAGCGCUCAACACAGCAAAUGAGUCGGAGCUGGUGGACCUGGCAGCUAUACUUGGUCUGCACAGCAUGCUCAGUCAGGACCAGUACCACAAUUCUGUGACCAAUCGAAGACAGAGGCCGGGCACAGGGUUUGAUUCCCUGGUGAAGGCGUCCAUGCCCAAGCCCAUGCCAAUGGAGCCAGACAACGACACCAACACCCACCAAACUGCCGAGAAAGUGGCUGCCAAUGAUCCGUCCUUGAAAACACUUAACUGGAACAACAUCAAGAACAUCCGAAGAGAUGACUUCAAAAAGCUCUUCGAAGGUCUCAAGAAGAAUACAAACCUCGAGUCCCUUUCCUUAGCAAACACUGAUCUCACUGAUAGCUUAGUCAAGCGCCUCAUUGAUGCAGUGCGGCACAACAAGACGUUGAAGUCGCUCAACGUGGAGUCCAACUACAUCAGUGGACCUGUCAUCAAGGACCUCGUUGAAGCCACCAACGCUCAGCAAUCCCUCGAGGACCUCAGGGCAUCUAACCAGAGGCCUUCGAUCCUUGGUAACAAGAUCGAGAUGGAGAUUGCGCGGCUGGUGGAGAAGAACCGUACCUUGUUGCGGCUGGGCAUCUCGUUUGACGUCCCUGAUGCAAGGAUGAGAAUAACGCAACACCUACAAAACAACUACGACCGUUUGCGGCUGCGACGUACCGCUUCAGGAGCACAGCUCAGCAGCACCUGAGCUCCUUGGGAAACCUUGCCGAAGCCGCGUCUUUCUUUGCUUUCGUUUUUUUUUUUUUUCAACUUUAUAUCCUAGAGGCGAAGGGCAGGAGAGCUCCUGACCUAUGUUGCAGCAGCUGUGGAGUUUCAUACAGAUAUGUGAAAGGCAUGAUGAGGUGUGCAUCAGGAUGGAUUAACUUCACUGAGAAUGGCUUCAAGCUUCUUCCAUUUGUUUUAUUUCAGAUUCGCUAUUGUCGCCAAUGAAAAAGUGCUUAACACUCUGCAAGAAUAGUUGGACUUUGAGAACAGUCAGGUGGUAGCACUCACUGGCUAUUAUAUGGAGCUGAUGUAAGAAGCUACAAGCACAUUCGAGGCAAACUUUAUAAAGAGCCAUACUCUUCUUGCCAUUCCUAUGUUCGUUGGCUCACCUCCCUCAAGCACUAGGGCCCGAUUUUGUGUAUGGAACUCCACAGCAAUAUCAUUGUAACUUUUUUUUCCAAUGAUGUGUGCAAGUGUGUGUUGGACCUACUGCUGCCAUUUAAUUGUGACACCCUGUGUACAGCAAAAGUUGAGCCAGCAGCAGCAACUAUUAUCCUUAGGUGCAUUUUUUUGUCCUUCCUAUCUUUGCUCAUCUCGCUCGAAAGGAAUGUCAUCUUGUCGCAAAGCUUUGGUUCAGGGGUUCGGUGUUAGGUGGCCAAGGGAAAUUUGAAGCUGCGUGUUUUUUUUUUUCUUGAUGAACUGCGUAAACAAGAAUCUUGGUCGCCGCUCUUUUUGGCGGCGAAGCAGCAGGCCAAAGCAGGAAUAAACAGGGCUUAGAGUGAAAUCAUUUUCCCAGACCACACGUCGGAACCUGCUCGAUUGGCACCUGGUGCGUGCUGACCUGACGGUGUUCAUUUUAUCAUAGUUCUCAGCUGCACGCCACAGAUACUGCCCUCCCUUACUGCUAUCCAGCUAGCAAGCUUUUUGUGUAACCACCUUAUUCAAAGAAAACCUGUUCCUUCACAGUUCAGCCAGGCAUGUCAUUUUUGACAGUGACAUUGCCGAACAGUGACCACAUCCUUGAUCAAUCUCUUUGGGGAAUAUUGCUUUCAGUGUACCUUGACCACUUGGCUAUAAGCCGACAGAAUCAGAUGCGCUGAAAGGAAUGCUGUACAUGCUCCCAUUGGCACAAUUUUCACUUGCCACAUUGGAUGUUAAGUUACACGAUGGACAGCAUCCCCAAAAGGGUUCAGUUGAGGAUAUGGCCUCUGCUAUAAUGUUGGACUUCUUGCAAGUCAUACUUGUCUGUACACUACAUAGCUAUCUGCCAGCUGGAGGUGUGACUGAGAUGAAAAGUUCGCUGUGUUUUGCAGUAUGUUGGAAGGUAGUGACAGUUUCAGAACAUUGAGCUGGAACAGCACGUGAAAGUUUGGUGUCACUAUUGUGGUUGCUGGCUUUGAUAGUGUUUCCUGUCUGCUGUAGAGGUGCUGCCCGCAGUCUCAUGUAAACUGCACAAAGAUAAUUGUACAUUAUUCACAUAAACAUUCAUUGUUGCGCAUGUUUUUCUCUUGCACAGUGGCGUGUGUGUAUGCUCUAUGAUUUCAUCUCCACUAUAUCAGCAACAAACCGGUGUUUUUCCUUAGUGUUUUUCACUCGUGCCUCCAGUUUACUGGAAGCAAAGGCAUCAUCAUCAUUUUGCUCUCUCACCAAAUCGGUCGCGUGCACGAUAUGUCCACUACAAGUCGCGGCACUGGGCGUCAUGCUUUUCCUGCUCUAGCACUGCCUUUAGUACACUUCACAGCCCUUUGGUUUCAUUGCGUUACAUGCUGUCUGGUUUUUGAAAUGUUCGGUGCUUUGCGAGCACGACGUGCAGGUUAUUCGCGUCUGCUGCUGCGGCAUUAUAAUUGGGCAGAAAGUAAAUGCAUGCCGCAGGCAGCUUCGCUUGUAAGCUGUAUAUCUUGUUCGUGUAUCGUAGUAGUAUGCUGAAACACAUUGCUAUUUGAAAGCAGCUGGUGCUGGAUGAUGUUGAAUGCCAAAGCAUUACCACAUGUACUAUUGCGGUCAAUAUGAGUUGCAACAAAAAUAAACACCCACCACGUUUACUUUCACUAAGAAAAAUGACAGGGGUCAUCUCUUUUGUAAACGGGGUGCUACUAGUAAUAAGCCCUUCUAUAGAUUCGCAAGUGUGCCUCCCUGCAUUGCUUUUUUGUCCGAAUAAUGACCAAAUUAAUGGUCAUUGCUGAAAUUUAGACAAAGUUCUAGCUACACAUGCUGGGGCUUGUUUCUUGUGUAUGGUUUCCUCACCAGAACUAUGUCUACAUUUUCCAUGUCAUAAUACCAGCAAACUCUGCUUGUACAUGCUGUUCGCAAAAAUGACUGUGCCGUCACGAGUUGGACAAACUGCCUUGCAGGAAAUCUAGCUUUACAAUUAUGAAAGAACCUGUUGGAAUGGCAUUUAGUUAACCGACUUUGUGUGCAUUGACGCUGUCGUAUGGUAUCUUAGCUCGUCCAGUGACAGGCUCCCAGGUUGCAAAUCAUCUUGAGUGCAAUUGUACAUGGCUGCAUUUUGCUGCUUGGUGUUAUAAUGAGAUCCUGUGUUUCGAGACCUUGAAGUAGGUCUUGUGAACCUACCUGCUCAAAGGUUAAUUGUCACGUGUAUGUGCAGUUGUUCCACAAGUACAGCACUAUGCCAUUUCAUGCGUCCACUUAAUUCCUCAGUAAGCUGUACAUAAAUGCAAUGUCUCCUUGUGUUGCCAUUUCAAAUGGCUUAUUCUUUUCUUCCUUUUUUUUCUGCAAAGCACAAUGCCGGCAUUCUUGUACCCUUCAUUUGUGACAUGCAGGGUCAGAUAUAACAGAGGAAAAGCUUGAUACAAAUGCCUGUGCCAGCCGUUUCAGAUGUGGUGCUCCGUUUGGAUGGGACUGCAUUACCUCUUCACCAUGCAUGACAUAUAUUCUGUGCACACAGCCAUGAUUUUGAGCUUAUCAAGCUGUUUGUGUAAACCUUGAGUAAUAAAAUUCACACAUGCA
Messenger RNA from Dermacentor andersoni, 4335 nucleotides. It is a transcript of the gene tmod, whose product is annotated as tropomodulin. Gene Ontology annotation, molecular function: tropomyosin binding. Lineage: Eukaryota; Metazoa; Arthropoda; Arachnida; Ixodida; Ixodidae. Gene Ontology annotation, biological process: myofibril assembly; pointed-end actin filament capping; actin filament organization. Gene Ontology annotation, cellular component: cytoskeleton; myofibril. The record is from RefSeq and is a predicted model, not a curated record.